GCGAAGGAUGAUGGAGGAGUGAUAUCAGCUCGGAGGAGAGCCGAGAUAAAACGAUCGAGGGGGUCUUCUUCUUCUCUGGCGUUUGUGUGUGUGAUAAGGAGGAGGAGUAAAGGAGGAAGGGGAGGGAGGGGGGGCAAGAGACCCCGUCGCGUUUUGACCCUCCGAAACCUCCCCGCACACCACCGCCACCACUACCACCAUCACCACUCCUCCUUCUUCUUCUCCUCUCCUCUUGAGACAGAAAACACCAUCGCUCACUCCCAGCCGUGACAUUUUGCAGCCCGUCGCCGUAUGCUGCGCGGACAGCGAGCACAAGGAGCCAAAAAAGGAAGGGACGCUUUCCGUCUGCCCUCCACAGCACCGAGCAUCCCCCCCGACGUGCUUGCGAGCCGGAGCGAGAGGCGCACCAGGCGGAAGGCGAGGCGCUGCAGGAAACCGCUGCUUCUUUUCUCACCGGGGCUCUGGACUACACCGGACACGGCCCGAGCAGGACUGGAUAUUUACGUCUCGGGACAGAGGAAGGGAGCAAAGCUCGCUGGACUAACCGAGCAGCGCAUCACCAUCUCCGGUGUAGGACUGGCUGUCGAGUCGCAUGGAGAAGAGGUAUGAAGAGCUGGUGCACUACUCGGGGUCGGAGGGCAUGUCGUUGGGGGGGUACGGGGACGACGUCAGGUCGCUUCCUCCCCCACACUACGGACCCACCAUCCCCGACUCCCUCAAACACCACAAAGACCAGAUCUACGGUCACCCACUGUUUCCACUGCUGGCCUUAGUGUUUGAAAAGUGCGAGCUCGCCACCUGCUCCCCUCGAGACCCCGCCUCCCUCUCAGCCACCUCCCACCUCCCCGGCAUGACCAACCACAGCGACGUCUGCUCCUCUGAAUCCUUCAACGACGACAUCGCCGCGUUUGCCAAGCAGAUCCGAUCAGAGAAGCCCAUAUUUUCUUCCAAUCCCGAGCUCGACAACUUGAUGAUCCAGGCCAUACAGGUUCUUCGCUUUCAUUUACUGGAGCUAGAGAAGGUGCACGACCUGUGCGAUAACUUCUGCCAUCGCUACAUCACCUGUCUGAAGGGCAAAAUGCCCACAGACCUCAUCCUGGAUGACCGGGAGGGCGGCUCCAAGUCUGACAUGGAGGACUUCACCGGAUCCUGCACCAGUCUGUCGGAGCAGAAUGCAUCAUGGUUACGGGAGCCAGAUGAAUGUGCCACUACUCCCCUGGGAACGCCGGGCACCUGCGGCCUGCCUUCACACAGCACAUUAGACAACUGUAGUGACCCAGGCGAUGGUCUGGACGGAGGAGGGGCCUCCCCCAGUACGGGGGACGACGACGACUCCGACAGAGACAGGAGGAACAACAAGAAGAGGGGCAUCUUCCCCAAAGUGGCCACAAACAUCAUGAGGGCGUGGCUCUUCCAGCACCUGUCGCACCCGUACCCGUCCGAGGAGCAGAAGAAGCAGCUGUCUCUGGACACAGGACUGACCAUCUUACAGGUCAACAACUGGUUCAUCAAUGCCAGGAGGAGAAUAGUUCAGCCGAUGAUUGACCAGUCGAAUCGCUCAGGUCAGGGUGGUCCUUACAGCCCAGAGGGAGCAGCUCUCGGGGGCUAUGGCCUAGACGGACAGGCCCACCUUGGGCUCCGAGCAGGUCUCCAGGGGAUGUCUUCCCUGCAGGGCGACUACCCCGGCGCUCUACUGUCCCAACCGGGCUACCCUCCGCACCCAGGUCCCUCCCUCCACCCCUACCCGGGCCCACACCCCCACCCCGCCAUGCUGCUCCACCCGCCGCCACACGCACACCCCGCAGAGCCGCUCCUCGCCCAGGGACUGGACAUACACGCACACUAGUUGUGGGGGUGAAGGGAGGAGUCGGAGUGUGUGUGUGUGUGUGUGUGUGUGUGUGUGUGUGUGUGUGUGUGUGAGGGAAAAUUACUGUAUGAAUGUGUGUGUGUGAGUGCGCGGUGAGAUAUGUAUGUGUGUGCUGCUGUGUAUGUGUAAUGACGCAUACUGAACACUAUUUAAAGAAAAAAGAAAAAAAAGACACAUCGCCCCGAAAGUUUACAUUCCCCACUGAAAGACACUGACCUCAAUAUGUAGCUGUUCCACUCAAACACACACACACACACACACUCACACCUAGACAUAAACAUUACACACACGCACACUGUCUAGACCCACAGGUUUAAGCCAUACCUCUUUCAGAAUAGAAGUGCUUCCUCCUCUCCAAAUGUCUCCACUGUGUCCUGUGGGUGAGACACAUGCUUUAAACUACACUUCCCAUCAUGCCUGCUGAACCACAGGAAGACAGCACAUGGACGUUACUGGAUGGGACUUUGAUCCUGUGAACACGCCUUCUUCACUACUCCCUGUCUUCCUGCACACGCCAACUGUCAAAGAAACACACGCACACACACACACACACACACACACACACACACACACACACACUUUACUUAAAGCUGAUUUUUUUCUUAUUCUAUUUUUAUAUUUAUGUGUGCCACUGCAGGCCGAUUUAAAUAUUAGUGGUCUUCCUCAGCAUGAACUAAACACUAUGAAUGACUUCCAGUCUGCCUCGCUCUCGUACCACUGACCUCCUUAAGACACCAGCAGGUGUCCGUUACCUUAAGAUCUUUCCUACACGCACACACACCAACAUACACACCACAAUACACUGAAAGCCAUUUCCACACACACACACACACACACACACAAUGUUCUGUAAGCAUUUCUAGACCAUUUUGUGUGCGUGUCACAGCGGUGUGUGUGAGAGGAGCUGCAGCCAAAGGACUCUCUAAACAUUCGGCUCCCUCUCCGCUCUGCUCGGACUGCUGAAACCUUUCUGAAUGAUGAUGGGAAAUAUACAUUUAAAGUAUUAAAAUGUUUUUUUGUAAAAACUCGUCACUGGCUUUCUGUUUGUGUGUGUUGUCUGAUUCUACCCGCAGACAGUUUAUUGCUUUGUGCAGGAGGGGGACGGGUUUCAAGUUUCUGACUGAAAAUGCAGGUUUUAUUAUUAAAUGAAUUAUAAUCAAAGAAGUCCGCACUGUGCAUACAUUUACUUUAUUAAUGAGUGUGCAGUUGAUUAAAAAAGAAAAAUUGCAGAUUUUGGUUAGACGGCUCCAGGUAAAUCUUGUGAGUUAAAUAAUUAAAUAAGAAGUAAAAAAGUUACUUUUGAUUAGCAACUCGUCAGCAAAAUCAUUUCAUUUCAGGAUGUACUUUAGCAUUUAGCAUUGUUGGCUAUUUAGUUAUAGCUAGUCAAGCCAUUUAUUGUGUCUUGCAUGUACAAGUACUACUAACUUAUGUAUACCUAU
Anarrhichthys ocellatus (wolf-eel) is the source of this 3306-nucleotide messenger RNA. It is a transcript of the gene meis3, whose product is annotated as myeloid ecotropic viral integration site 3. NCBI's taxonomy places the organism in Eukaryota, Metazoa, Chordata, Actinopteri, Perciformes, Anarhichadidae. The transcript is spliced from 13 exons. The coding region runs from base 593 to 1846 and encodes 417 amino acids. Gene Ontology annotation, biological process: regulation of DNA-templated transcription. Gene Ontology annotation, molecular function: DNA binding. The record is from RefSeq and is a predicted model, not a curated record.